CAGCUGAAGAAAACCCAUUACGAGCGUUUUCAGUGCGUGAGUGCGCGUCGUACUUGUAGACCUCUACAGCAGGGCGAUUUUGCGCGUUCCCGUGAACUCGGUAUCGAAAACAAAGCUGAACGUCUUCCAUAUCAGCUAGGGGAGCAGGCGAGAGGAUCAUCCGAAUUUAUUCUGGAAACAACAGACAGAAUAUGGAUUUACAGUGGGUGUAGCAUCGUAAAAGACCGAGCCUUCUCGGCUGGGGGACGGAAGGACAUUAGCGAGACCGACGAAAAUACAAUUUUUAUCCUUUUUUUUGUUCUCGGAGUGCUUUGUCUUGUCCACCUAACGAUACUAGCAAACCAUCAUUCUCCUUUCAAUUGCCACAAAUUCAGCUAGUGAUCACUAGCUGCUGCCGGGAUGUAUCAUCACCAUGUUAUCACCUAAAAGGGGUAACUAGAACGUCGAAUUUCGACAGGAUAAGAAGUAACCCUCUCCUAGGUCCCAACGGGUUGCCACCGGGACUUGAAUCUGUGUUAGCCACAGCCGAGGAACCAACUCUUUUCGGCGAUAUGGCGGAGCAAGGCUACUCAUCUUGGGCAUACUCCCUUGUCGACUCCAGCCAGGUGUCCACCUUCUUGAUCUCCAUUCUUCUCAUCGUCUAUGGCAGCUUUAGGUCAUUAAAUAUGGAUUGUGAGAACCAGGAGAAAGAUAAAGAUGGCAACGUUUCAACAACAGGGUCUUUUAAUAACAGCAACACAAACAACAGCAUUCAGACUAUAGACUCGACACAGGCCCUGUUUCUCCCAAUAGGAGCCUCUGUAUCUCUGCUAGUCAUGUUCUUCUUCUUUGACUCUGUACAAGUGGUCUUCACCAUUUGCACUGCAGUUCUCGCUACAAUUGCAUUUGCAUUCCUGUUGUUGCCAAUGUGCCAGUAUCUGACCAGACCAUGCUCCCCACAGAACAAGAUUUCCUUUGGUUGCUGUGGACGUUUCACUCUGGCUGAGCUCUUGUCCUUCUCGCUCUCUGUACUGUUGGUGCUCAUCUGGGUGCUGACUGGGCACUGGCUUCUCAUGGACGCUUUAGCCAUGGGCUUAUGUGUGGCCAUGAUAGCGUUUGUUCGGCUCCCCAGUCUCAAGGUGUCCUGCCUGCUGCUGUCAGGUCUGCUCAUCUAUGAUGUGUUCUGGGUGUUUUUCUCAGCCUACAUCUUCAACAGUAACGUGAUGGUUAAAGUCGCCACUCAACCUGCUGAAAAUCCAAUAGACGUGCUUUCCAGGAAGCUGCACUUAGGCCCAGGGAUGGGGCGAGAUGUACCACGCCUUUCCUUACCAGGAAAACUGGUCUUUCCCAGUUCUACAGGAAGUCACUUCUCAAUGCUGGGAAUCGGAGACAUCGUAAUGCCGGGGCUGCUGUUAUGUUUCGUCCUGCGUUAUGACAACUACAAGAAACAAGCUAAUGGUGAAGUACCGGGACCGGGUAACAUGUCCGGACGCAUGCAGCGCGUCUCCUAUUUCCACUGUACCCUCAUCGGAUACUUUGUUGGACUCCUGACUGCCACCGUGGCUUCUCGGAUCCAUCGUGCAGCUCAGCCUGCUCUACUCUACCUGGUUCCCUUCACCCUGCUGCCUCUGCUCACCAUGGCCUACCUGAAGGGGGAUUUGCGGCGCAUGUGGUCAGAGCCUUUCCACACAAAGGCCAGCAGCUCUCGCUUCCUGGAGGUAUGAUGCACCUGGAGAUGAACAACCAGCGCGGAGAAGACUGCUGAUCUUUUCCCUUCACCAUAGGGAAGGAGACAGGGCACACUCAGUGAGGCCGUGUCGUCAUCACUUGUUCAUGCUUUCCACUAAACUUCUGUGAACCCCCCCCCCCCCCCCCCCCCUUCCCCCAGAAGGACACUGGUGUGAGGAUCAAUGCCCCAACAUGGCUCAUCAACGGUCCCCGCAUCGUCGCUGUUUUCAUCUCCACGCCCCCUUUUUCUGUUUAUGUUCUCCUCAUUAGAGCACAUCCUGUCUGUGCCGUUUUUGAUCUGGUCCCCGCCCUGUCUUCUUUUUUCUGUAAAUCAUCUUGUUCCCCCCCCCCCCCGUCCCCCCCCCCGUCAUGGUCGGUGCCACUCAUCAGGCCUCCUUUUUUUUUUAUAAAAAUUUUUUGGAUCUCCUAUUCACCUGCUUUCCACAACUAAGCUCAAAGACUAGGCCUCCUCUCUCUUUGUGGACUUACGGUUGUGAGACACCCCGGGGGGGUUUAUACAUAUUUUUUUAAGAGUUGUUGUGGUCCUUAUACUUAAAUUUGUUGAACCGAAUGAAGACAACUGGUUGGUGCCCCGAAGCAGAGCGACACACAGGAGAGGAGGGCUCCUCGUUGUCCACCGUCCUCCUCCUGUUUUCUACUUCAGUUCCAUCUCCUCCCUGGCGGUCCUGACGCCCCCCAUCCUCCUCCUCUGUUCAUCUGCUGUCUUCACACACACACACCCCUCCCCCUCUUUACAGAAAAACUAUGUAUUUUAUUUAGAAAAGUUUUAUUCUUGGCAUAUACAGAAAUGAUGCAUUAUAAAUGGUUACCCCCCCCCCCUUCAGAAAAAAAGACGGGUUGUGGGGUUAGAUUCUAUUUGUAUAUAUGUGUACACAUGUAUUUGCGGUAUCUUGAGUUUGUAUUUGUGUUAGGAAGCAUGUUGAAGCGGGGUGGGAAACUGACGCCAGCCAUCAGCUGGACUUUGGUGAAAUGACUUCCAGUCAACAAGCGAGUGUCCGUCAUUCACAGGCUGUUUUCAGGCGUCUGUUUGUUUUUUGUUUGUUUGUUUGUUUUAAUAGGAGGGAGCAUUGUUGAUGGUGACUGACAGUUUCCUGCUCCUGUGUACAAAUGUGUGUGAGUGAGUGUGAGAGCGAGAGAGCGAGCGGUUUUUAACUCUGUUCCUUUGAAUCGUGUCCAUGUGGGAAGCGGUGACGCCGGUCAGGUUUGCAUUGAGCAGUUCCAUCCCAGGAUGUCACACCAGCCGAACUGGAAUGCUGUGUGUCUGCCUUUAAGAAACAAAGAAGCUUAACAGGAGCCUAUUUUUCUUUUAAUUGGUUUCUCUGCAGAAGGCAAAAACAGCAGUAUUGAGCAUUUCCCUAGUGUUGAUUUUUCGGGGUGAGUCUGUUUGGCUUUGAUACGUCGUCAUUCGUCGUCCUGAUAAAACAGUUGCUCACAUCUUAAAUUUAAGCCCAACUUUGGCCACAAGAAACACUAAAGGUUCAAAAAAAGAUGUAGGUUUUUCGGGGUUCGAAAUAUGCUUCACAACAUUUCAGUUCAUUAAACCACGUCUCAAUUUUCUAAAUGUUAGUGCUUCACCUCGGCUGAUACCAGCUGAACAUUUGUGAUGGUGUAAAUUCAGGGUUGGGAUGUAUGGAUUUCGUCUCCACAUAUAGUUUCUGCUUGGACCUCUGGAGGGGGAAUCCGUCUUGCCAUUUCAAACCCUGAAAUUUGAGCGUGCAGUGAACCCAGCGGAUGUUUUUACUGUUACAUUUGGUAUCCAGCAGUGAGUGCACGGCAGAACACAGACGGUGCCGUUACCUGUCUUUUUUUUUCUUUCUUUUUCUUCUUCCAAUUGUAUUUUUUUUUUUUUUGCUAUGUGGCCAUGCAUGAUAAAUGUACAGUGUAUGAUUUCAUAGGUUGCAUUAACAGGGCUGCUGCAGUCCUGAGCUCUGCUGGCCAGCGCAGACGCACUGGAUCUGUGAGCUCGCCACUGCGCCACAGGCUCAGAACGGUUGCAGUCGGCACCGACUUCACAGACGGACAAAAGGCUGAUCUGAUUACCGUCAGGUUUCCGACCUCAAACAUCAGAACUAAUCUGACGUGGAACCACGAACGCCCUUCACCUCUUCAUGGACAUGGCAAGAAAUUGUAAAGCUGUAUGCAUAUAAUAUUUUAUAACAUAAGAUAACAUAUUAUAUGCAUAUAUAAUAUGUUUGUGUGUAUAUACAUAUAUAAAUAACAGGUGAUGAUCACAUUGAUGAAGUUUUUUUAUAGAAAAUUGUUUUAUUUUUAGCCCCUUCGUUUGUAUUUUUGUUUUCUCUUACGGUUUUUUUUCCCCCCUCUUCCCCUCCACCAGCAGAGCACUUCAGCUCUGUCGGUGCGUUGAUAUUAUGGCUGAAUGGAUUCUGUAUAGAGAAAUGGUGAAUAAAUAAAUUAAGAACUGUGUAGUGAAACAUGGAUCCUGAAGCGCUUGAUCUGAACCAGACUUUUAACCCUUCUUUCUUCAUCAGUUCCUCCUCCUCCUCCUUCAGGAUUCUGCUGUAAAUAAACAUGACUCUAACUGUAA
Oryzias latipes (Japanese medaka) is the source of this 4273-nucleotide messenger RNA. It is a transcript of the gene sppl3, whose product is annotated as signal peptide peptidase 3. Gene Ontology annotation, molecular function: aspartic endopeptidase activity, intramembrane cleaving. NCBI's taxonomy places the organism in Eukaryota, Metazoa, Chordata, Actinopteri, Beloniformes, Adrianichthyidae. Gene Ontology annotation, cellular component: lumenal side of endoplasmic reticulum membrane; Golgi-associated vesicle membrane; cytoplasmic side of endoplasmic reticulum membrane. The record is from RefSeq and is a predicted model, not a curated record. Gene Ontology annotation, biological process: membrane protein proteolysis.